AAAAAGAUGUAUUAACUUGGAAAUAACUGACAAUAGUUGGCUGAAAAGAUGAAAGGAACAAUAAUUUGUAAUUUCUGUGAUUUCUCAUGUGACCAAAGAGGGGCGCUUUCACUCCUCUAGUGUUCUAUUAUAUGAAUCAUACUUAUGUAAGCUGGCAUUUUAUCCCACACCACACCUUUUAGUUUACCCUGAACAUGAUCCUACGAUUUUAUAAAUUCAUCAGCAUUGACCUUAGACAGCAGAAAGCAGCGCUUUAGGAGAUUUGAUCUGAGCUCUUUGCAAAAGAAAAGAUAAGCAGACACGUUAGUGCAAGGGAAAAUGUCCAAACAACAAGAAAAUAAUCAAACGGAGUUAAGAGCAGUUUUGAUCGGAAGGCAAUACUCUGGGAAAACAUCGGUGAUCAACACUAUAUUGGAAAGCAGUGAAACAGAAGCUGAAGGAGAUGAUGAUGUGAAGAGAGAGGGGUUUAUUGAUGGCAGGAGAAUCAGUCUUGUUGAAACACCUGGCUGGUGGAAAACCUUCAGUCUGAAUGAUUUAUCCAAUAUCUCCAAACAGCAGCUGGUCCGCAGGAUUUCCAUGAUUUCACCCGGACCUCACGCAGUUCUGAUCGUGAUUCGGGCCGAUUUUGCAUUUACUGACACUGACGGGAGGUUUCUGGAGGACUAUGUGGAGCUGCUGGGACCAAAUGUCUGGACUUACACCCUCGUCAUCUUCACAAGAGGAGAUUUAAUUAAACCCAAACACAUAGAGCAACGUAUUCAGGAGGAGGGCUCAGCACUCAGGAGGCUUAUUGAAAAAUGUGAACAUAAAUAUCAUGUUUUUAAUAACUCAAACCAUCACGAUCGAACCCAAGUAAAAGAGCUGUUCAAGAAAAUUGAAGGAAUUGUCAAGAAUAGUAACGGCAAGCACUUUAACAUUGACCAGGAAAAAUUAAAGAAAGUCAAUGAGCAGUGGGAGGAAAUUCAGACCAGAGCAAAUUCUAGAAAAUCCAGAGUACAGAAGGAGCGGUCCAAAGUUCAAGAAAAAGCGUAUGUGCAUCAUCUACAGGAGAUCAGAGUUGUCUUGCUGGGAUGGGUUCUGGGUGGAAAGAGUUCAGCUGGAAACACCAUCUUGAACCGGGAUGAAUUUGCCACAGGAGGAAGAACCGGAGAGGGUAAGAGAGGAUUUGGAGAUGUAGAUGGAAGGAAGAUGACGGUUUUGGACACUCCAGGCUGGUGGAAGUACUUUGCAUCGGAACUCAACCCAGAUUUCAUUAGAUCUGCGAUCUUAGGAAGUGUUUUAGAGUGUAAGAAGUUCCCUCAUUCCAUGCUGCUCGUGAUCCCAGCAGAUACAUCAUUUCAGGAAGAACAAAAGAGGAUCACUGAGCAAAAUAUGUCAAUCCUGGGAGAUGACGUCUGGAGACACACUAUAGUUCUGUUUACCUGGGGUGACAGAUUUAAAGAUAUCUCAAUCGAGCAGCACAUUGAGAGUGAAGGUGAAGCUCUUCAGUGGCUGAUUGAGAAAUGUGGAAACAGAUAUCACGUCUUUGACAACACAGACAAGAACAAUCGAGAUCAAGUCACAGAGCUGCUGCAGAAGAUUGAUGAGAUGGCAGCAGAAAACAGUCUGUUUUGCUUCAACAAGAGGAAAAACCGUGAUGAGAAAAGCUGUCCGAAAACUGACAAACAGGAGGAUCUGAACAUGGAGAUCAGACUGAAGGAUGUCUGUCAGUAUCUGGAUGAAGGGUUUGAGAGAAAAACUGAAGAGAUAAAAAGGAAGAUAGAAAAGUUAUGCAUGGAUGUCAUGGAAGAAUGUCUAAACUGUGAUGAAUGUGGCAGUAUGAAUAAUCCUCUUAACUUUCAGAAUAAACCUCCUCAUGCCCUAAAAGAAGUGAUUAUUCCACUUGAGGACAACAUUCCUGAGCCGAUUACAGCACUUCUGCAGAGAGAGUUCAACAGAUGGGAAAGUAUAAUCAUAGAUGGUGUUCAGGAAAGUUUGCAAGACAUAAAAUCAUCAUUUGAGCUCUCUCAGGCUGAGAAGAGGCAAAUGUCAAUGCAAGCUGUUGAUAGAUGGUUACAAAAUUACAACCAUUAUGUUAUACAUACUGUUGAUAAAAUACAAGCUCCAGAAUCAAGGAUCAGGACAAAGAGACUGAAGACAUGAUGACACUGUACAGUACAGAGUUUGUACCGUCAAAUGUUUUAUAAAUGCAAAAUCAAACUCAUAGCCUUGAGAUUUUGCUCUAUAUAAACAUGGCUGAAUAACUGCGGCCUUGUGUUUACGGCUAAACUGAUAUACUGUAGAGUGAUAUCCACAACUAGGAGUGUGAUAUUGUUCAUAUAUACACAUUUUUAUAAAAUGUGUACACAGUGGUUUUAAAUCUGAUGCACCUCCUAUUGAAUUCUAUGUAUACUCUGUCUAUUUUGUUGAUGCAUGUUUAUAUAUUUGUUUUUCGUGCAGGUUCUUUACUAAGAAUAAUUCUGUAAACAUCAUCAUGUAUCCAGCCUUUGUGUGUGAUAAUAAUGCUUUUGUUGUAUUGAUGUGCUGAUACUACAGUAGUUACCGGUUCUGACAUGACUUUUUGGAUUGAUAAAUGCACUUAAUUUAAAUGCACAUGUUUUCUACAUGCAAACCUUUAGUAAACUACAGCCUUAUAGUGAUCAAAAUAGCAGCUAUUCAGAUUUUCUAUUCUAUUCUUUUCUGUAUUUUCAUUUAAUUCUACUGUUAGUGAUGUUCCUUUGAAGGAGUAUUGUUGUUUAUGAAUUAUAUUUUCUCUUGAAUUCAAAAA
Carassius auratus (goldfish) is the source of this 2767-nucleotide messenger RNA. Its product is annotated as GTPase IMAP family member 8-like. Gene Ontology annotation, molecular function: GTP binding. The coding region runs from base 319 to 2142 and encodes 607 amino acids. The transcript is spliced from 7 exons. NCBI's taxonomy places the organism in Eukaryota, Metazoa, Chordata, Actinopteri, Cypriniformes, Cyprinidae. The record is from RefSeq and is a predicted model, not a curated record.